Molecule: messenger RNA, 480 nt
Organism: Sphenostylis stenocarpa
Lineage: Eukaryota; Viridiplantae; Streptophyta; Magnoliopsida; Fabales; Fabaceae
Source: the annotation of a GenBank genome assembly
AUGGAGAAGAAGUUAAGGAUAAAGAAGAAAGUAUGGAUGGGGAAGAAGUUUGGGAUGGAGAAGAAGUUUGGAAUGGAGAAGAAUCUACUAAUUAAGGAAGCACAACAAGUUAAGGAGGAUGGAGAAGAAGUUAGGGAAGGAGAAAAAGUGAAGAAUGAAGAACAAGUUAGGGAAGGAGAAGAAGUUAAGGAUGGAGAACAAGUUAGGGAAGGAGAAGAAGAAGUUAAGGAUGGAGAAGUAGUUUGGGAUGGGGAAGAAGUGAAGGAAGGAGAAGAAGUUAAGGAAGAAGAAGAAGAAGAAGAAGAAGAAGAAGUUUUGGAUGGAGAAGAAGUUAAGGGUAAAGAAGAAAGUAUGGAUGGAGAAGAAGUUUGGGAUGGAGAAGAAGUUAAGGAUGGAGAAGAAGUUUGGGAUGGAGGAGAAGUUUGGAAUGGAGGAGAAGAACCGAAGUAUGGAGAAGAAGUUAAGGAAGAAGAAGUUUAG